CCAUAUUGACCUUAGAAGAGAGAGGCCAAAAAGCAGCCCUUCCUGUUUAAUGCUGCUACUCAUUAUUGUAGACAAAUAUAUAGGCUAGGAUUUGCACUUUUAGUGGAAUUAUUUAUUUUUGGUGUCCACAUAUGUUGUUUACUUAUUAAUUGUUGAUGACAAGCGAAACGGAUUAGACCACGGAAGAACCUUUGAUGCCCGUCAAUCCCGAAUUUCUUGUUGCCCAGACCCAGAAGGCCGGAACCCCAUCCAGCAAUUAUGGUUUCUGUUUCUGUUCUAAAAUAUCAGUAACUGAUCACUCCCAGUUCCAGUCGUUGUUCCUUCCCGUUUUCUUUAUCCUGCAAUCACUUGAUUGAUGUGACUCUGACUUCCUCUUCUACUAAACGAGCGAUCCACGGUUUCCUUUAUCACUCCAAUUCUCGUGAAGGCUGAAAACCAAUCAUGAUGCAAGUCGAAAUCCAGUCAAUGAACCACGGAGCAGGCUUGGAUCAACGGGCUUCUAGAGCCAUGGGCCAAGAAAACCUUGCCAAGUCCCCGGACCACCAAUCUCAACAACUCCCUAUCACGAUCAACAACCCAAAAACACCAAAACAGUUAAGUCUUAUCCCUCUCAUCUUCCUCAUCUAUUUUGAAGUUGCUGGCGGCCCCUUUGGCGAAGAGCCAGCAGUCCAAGCUGCAGGCCCCCUCUUGGCCCUUCUGGGGUUCCUCCUGUUUCCUUUUAUCUGGAGUAUCCCUGAAGCUCUCAUCACAGCGGAGCUUUCUACUGCUUUUCCUGGCAAUGGAGGCUUUGUUAUUUGGGCUGAACGUGCUUUUGGUCCAUUCUUUGGCUCGCUGAUGGGAUCUUGGAAAUUCUUGAGUGGUGUCAUUAACAUCGCGGCUUUUCCAGUUCUGUGCGUAGACUAUCUGGAGAAGAUUAUUCAUCCUUUGGAGUCAGGCUGGCCUCGGCACAUCUCUAUUUUGAUUUCAACGAUGGUAUUAUCUUUUGUAAACUAUACUGGAUUAACUAUUGUUGGUUGGGCUGCUGUUUUGCUAGGUGUUGUUUCGCUUUUGCCUUUCAUUAUAAUGUCUCUCAUAGCAAUCCCCAAGAUCCAGCCCCAUAGAUGGCUCAGUUUAGGUCAGAAAGGUGUGAAAAGAGAUUGGAAUCUGUUUUUCAAUACCCUUUUCUGGAAUUUGAACUUUUGGGACAAUGUUAGUACUCUUGCCGGAGAAGUAGAUAAGCCCCAGAAGACGUUUCCUUGUGCUCUUCUUGUGGCAGUGAUUUUCACUUGCAUAGCCUACCUGGUUCCACUCUUUGCGGUCAUCGGGGCUGUUUCUGUUGAUCAAAGUGCUUGGAAGGCUGGAUUUCAUGCUGACGCUGCAGAGAUGAUUGCAGGGAAGUGGCUAAAAUUCUGGAUUGAAGUGGGUGCUGUGUUGUCAGCAAUUGGUUUAUUUGAAGCUCAAUUAAGCAGCUGUGCGUAUCAACUCGAGGGUAUGGCAAAUUUAGCCAUUUUGCCCAAAUUUUUUAGUAGCAGAUCCAAAUGGUUCAAUACUCCUUGGGUGGGGAUACUGCUUUCAACUUUGAUCACAAUUGGUAUGUCAAAUAUGAAUUUCACAGAUAUCAUAUCAUCAGCAAAUUUCUUGUACAGUUUGGGAAUGCUCCUGGAAUUUUCAUCUUUUAUUUGGUUGAGGAGAAAGCUGCCUGAAAUAAAAAGACCUUACAGGGUUCCUCUGAGGAUUCCAGGACUGGUUGUCAUGUGCUUGAUACCAUCAGCAUUCCUUGUAGUUAUUAUGGUUUUUGCCACUAAAAUUGUGUAUUUGGUUAGUGGACUGACAACUGUGGGCGCCAUUGGAUGGUACUUUCUGAUGAACUUUUGCAGGAAAAAGAAGGUAUUAAAGUACAACAUUGUUGAAGGUGAAGAAAGAUGAUCAAGAUAGAACUCACCAAGGGAAAUGCAUAAGGAAAUGACACAUCAAGUCUUUUUUAUCAGCAAACAAUCAAUAUAAUUAAAGUGGGACAUUUGGUGCGGCCAAACAUUUGAUUCACAUGUGUGUACAUUUGAUUAAAUGAUAAGACAUGUAUCUACCGCUCAAAGUACCGGAUUUUGUCUCCCCUCUCCCAAAAAAUAAAAAAAGAAAAAGAGUGAGGCAUUUGCCUUUAAGUUUGUGAGGGAUCAGUAGUGUAUGAAAAAUAAGCUUGUUAAAUGCCUAGUACAUGGAAUCCUGCUUCUUUACCCAUUUCAGUCUUUUGCUGUGUUUUAAUCCACUCUUAUGGAGACUUUCUUAACUGAGGGAAGGUAAAAAAAAAAUAAAA
Durio zibethinus is the source of this 2290-nucleotide messenger RNA. RefSeq names its product Amino acid permease family protein (gene PUT4). The record is from RefSeq and is a predicted model, not a curated record. NCBI's taxonomy places the organism in Eukaryota, Viridiplantae, Streptophyta, Magnoliopsida, Malvales, Malvaceae. Gene Ontology annotation, cellular component: membrane. Gene Ontology annotation, molecular function: transmembrane transporter activity. Gene Ontology annotation, biological process: transmembrane transport.